Molecule: messenger RNA, 3723 nt
Organism: Egretta garzetta (little egret)
Lineage: Eukaryota; Metazoa; Chordata; Aves; Pelecaniformes; Ardeidae
Gene: DYNLL2
Product: dynein light chain LC8-type 2
Exons: 3
Coding region: 1737-2006 (89 amino acids)
Biological process (GO): cilium assembly; microtubule-based process
Cellular component (GO): cytoplasmic dynein complex
Molecular function (GO): dynein intermediate chain binding; dynein light intermediate chain binding
Source: RefSeq, a predicted model, not a curated record
AUGUGUGCGAGAGCUUGCUUUGCCCUCUUCCCCUAAAGAAGCUUUCCUGGAAGAAUGACCCACAAGUGAAUUUCUGCUACUUCCCUUUUCCGGUGGGCUGGACCCCCAGAAGACUUGGUGUUUUUUUUUUUUUUUCCAAGGGAUUGCUGGAUUCCUGGAUAGUGAAGCCAAAUCUACAGGCAGUUGGUUGGGCCAUUCUGAGCCAUGUCUUGUCCUGCCAGGGUUUCUGGGCCACAGGCAAACACCCGCUGGCUUAAACCACAGCACAAAGGGGAACAAACUGCCUGGCAGUGGCUUCUCCAGAGCUGUGGUAGGGGCGUCUGCUCUCUGUUGGCGUUGGAGCUCAGUUCCUGUCAUUCUUCCUGAUGCUAUUAGUGUGUGUUAAUAGCAGUGCUCUGUUAAACAUUGUAUCUAAAAUGUAUAAAUUAAGGUUGCAAUAGAAGUCUUCAACUGCAGGCAGAGUGAAGAAUUGAAGUAUUGUAAUCAUAGGGCUGCAAUUAUGUAACUGGAUUCUCUUUCUCUCUGGAUAGCAGGCUCCUUUAAUUGCUGUAACAAAGCUACUCCUUCAGUUUUCUGGGACUGUUCCAGGAAGCGAUCAUUGCAGCAGAUUUUCUUCACUCCCCAGUAGAGCUAAAAAUGUGUACUUUCACUAUUUCAAAACAUGCUUGGUAGUAUCACUCAAGACUUACAGCACUGUGAAAGGAUUUAAGAAACUUAAUGGUGCUCCGCAGGCUUAAUUGGAGGCACUCUUUGCCAUUAAGAAGCUUAUUCCCACAAAGUUUUAAUAUGCUCUGGUAAGAGCUGCUGCCAAGGUGAGCAGCUGCGGGCCUUCUCAGUGCAGACCUUUGCUUGAUGGGUCCCCCAGAUAACGUGUGUGUCCUGACUGGGCCUCACGUGUGGCUUGGGAGCGAGGGGUCUGGUGCCCAGAGGGGUGUUGGAGUGUGCCAGCCAGCAGCAGGACUGCACAGGGCUCCUUCCCCAGGGCCUGUGCUUGAAGGAAGGCUGCAGGGCUAGGAUUGCCAAAUCCCCAUUUUCUAGAAUAAUAUGGACUGCGCUGGAGACUUCCCAGUGCUGAAGGCCUCCCUGGAAAGGCUGUGGCAGAUCGAUGUGUAAAUGGCUUCAGUGACUGGUAUGAAGCACCUGAACUAACUUACAGAAUGAAUGGGGCUAAAUGCUUGGCUCCAGUAGAUACCACUUUCUAGUUUCUCAAAGGUCAUGGGCAGCACUAGCAUGCUGGUUUCUAGCAUCUGUGUGGUGGUUUACAGGCAAGGGGAGGAAAAGGAGGCUGCUUUGCCAGGCCCUGGCUGUGCUAGCUCUGUGAUGGGGCUUGCUCCCCCCUGCCCCUGUUUCUAGGCUGCAGCAUGGUGUUAACCUGGUUCUGGCUUGUCAGACCAGCUUUGUCCCGUGGGAACAGCUGAAGUCUGGGUUUCGGUGGCAAAGCGGCGGUGAGGGGAUGAUGACAGGCUGAAUGUGGACCAAUGCUCCUUCCAGGCUAAACCGGCAGCAGUAGCUGUAACUCCUGGCACAGGGGGGAAUAAAAAGCACUGCUGCUGUUAACCUGCUUCCUGAGCCUCCCUGCUGGAGAUGGGCAGUCUGGGGCCCCUUGCUUGCAAGGCUCUGAACAGAUGAUGCUCCAAACCACUGGUGCACCUGGAAGGCAAACUUGGCAGUAGCCUAUUGAUGUAUAGGAGGGCUGUGGCUCUCUGCAGAUCCCGUCUCCUCCCACACAGUUCACGAUGUCUGACAGAAAGGCUGUGAUCAAGAAUGCGGACAUGUCCGAGGACAUGCAGCAGGAUGCUGUAGACUGUGCUACACAGGCAAUGGAGAAGUACAACAUAGAAAAGGACAUUGCAGCGUAUAUAAAGAAGGAAUUUGACAAGAAAUACAACCCAACUUGGCACUGCAUUGUUGGCAGAAACUUUGGCAGCUAUGUAACACAUGAGACAAAGCACUUCAUCUAUUUUUACUUGGGUCAGGUUGCAAUUCUUCUCUUCAAGUCUGGAUAGGAAGUAGGAGCGAGUGAAAUUUGGACUGUAAUGCACUGAUGGCUGAAGCCACGACUCCCUUUAACAUGGCUAUGCCGCUGCAUGGACUGUAUACUAUAUUUAAUGUGUAUAUGUUGCAGUAAAAAUCUACUUCUGUUUAGUUGCCUGGGAAGAAGGCGGCAUUUUUUUGUUACUGCUUUUUUUGGUUGUAUUGCACUAGGAAACCUGUAAAUGCUUAAACAAUGGCCUUUACGUGGGAAGAAAUAAAACUAUUCCACAACAGCUCCCUCAGUGGUAACUCCUUCUUUGAGGCUGGGAAAACUUCUUUGGGCAGGCCAAAAGACCCUGACUUCCUUACUGAGUCUUUAUAAUUAUUAUUAGACUGUUAAUCUUGUAACGAGGAGCAAAGCCAGUGUGAGCCUCUGUACCCACCCUGCAGACUGUAGAGAGCUGGCUCUCCCAGUAACCUCAGUGCAGGUACUUAGACCUUCCCUGAAAGCUGAUGGGGUGGCUCUUGAUUCCGUGGCUUUCACACACAAGUUGAACUCCACCUCGGACUGUGAUAAACAGACUUGCAGCUGGCACCCUCGGUGUUCUCUUUCAGUGCCCAUCACUGUAUUUUUGGCUCUGCUGAAACAUUGACCUAGACUUGUAAGCAACUCAGCCUGGUCUAGAAGACUUCAACAAACAUCCCCCCGAGUUGCUGCUUGCUGCAGAAAGCAGCAUCCUGUGGCUGAAGUCUUUAGACCUUAACACUGAGAUCUAAAGCCAAGUAGCCUGUCCCCGAAAUGGAGUAGGAUAUCAAAUUGGUGACUACUGACAACAGCUCUAUUUGGCGUGUUCUUAGCCAGUUGUCUCAACACUGCCUUAACUUGAUGCUCUCCUUAAAGCAAGCUAGUCGUGUGGAAGACUUGUAAGUGGCCACUGUCUCCUUUUUUUUUAUUUUCUGUAGCUGAUAAGCUAUUUCUGGAGGACUGUCCUCCAUGUUCUGAUAUCUGCUUUUGUUCUUAAAGCACAGUACCAAGAAGUUUAAAUUUACAUGUGAUGUUUGUGUGAAGGAAACUCAUGUGACAUCUGCUUCAAAGGCAGACAAAUGUCUUGGUCUCCAAUAGGUUCAGCAUUUGUCUUAGUAUGUACUGACUCUUGGAUUACACUGCAGGAAGUUCUUUUUAUCUGGGUGAGGAGCAAUGCUGUGUGAUGGCAAAUAAAAUAUCUGGUGCUUGUCCUAAGGUCUAUUUAUUGGUUUGUUAACUAAUGCAUAGACAAUGUCGCUGGGCUGGUGAGCCUAACUUUUGUCUCUGAGAUGGAUUUGGUGUUGGUAACAAGUCACUGCUGGGGGAGAAAGAGCAGAGCGAAGGGAGCUCUUCAUUGCGAAAUGACCCAGGUUGACUACUUCCUGAAGUAAAAGUCCUUCUUGUCUCUGUGCAAAAUCCAAAGUAUGCCUAAUUUUGUAAUAUUGAUAGAACAAUGUUGUAACUAGAAAGAAUGUAGCUGUCAUAACUUCAUGUUGAUGGAAAUGUCUGCGCUGGGGUAAUGUGCCUUGGACUGUCUGGGGCACUCUUGUGGUCUUGUCUAUUCAGAACUCCACUCUGGAUCUGAAAGGAGAAUGUUUUGGGUUUGUGGUUUUUUUUUUUUCCAAGCAUGAGUCUAAUGUGAACCUGUUCACGGUCUCUCGUGGAGCAAGAUCUGUUCCCUUCAUAACUGCAAUGGCUCAAAAACCAUUUAUUUUUUUCAAACA